Molecule: messenger RNA, 417 nt
Organism: Onychomys torridus (southern grasshopper mouse)
Lineage: Eukaryota; Metazoa; Chordata; Mammalia; Rodentia; Cricetidae
Gene: Cytl1
Product: cytokine like 1
Exons: 4
Coding region: 1-417 (138 amino acids)
Biological process (GO): positive regulation of transcription by RNA polymerase II
Source: RefSeq, a predicted model, not a curated record
AUGGCACCCUGGACACUGCCUCUCUUGCUGCCGCUGCUGACAGUGGUGGUCUGGCCUCUGGCAGUACAGCCUGCGCCCCCCACCUGCUACUCACGGAUGCUGACCCUGAGCCGUGAGAUCACCGCAGACUUCCAGAGCCUGCAGGCUUCAGAACCUGAGGAUUCGUGUGUGAGGUACUUGCCCCGGCUCUACCUGGAUAUCCAUAAUUACUGUGUGCUGGCCAAGCUGCGGGACUUCGUGGCCUCUCCUCAGUGCUGGAAAAUGGCUGAAGUGGACACUCUGAAGGACAGAGUGCGGAAGCUGUAUACCAUCAUGAACUCCUUCUGCAGACGGGACUUGGUGUUCCUCUCAGAUGACUGCAAUGCUUUGGAAUACCCAAUCCCCAAGACCACGGCUCCUCCAAACCAGCACAGCUAA